This is a messenger RNA of Guillardia theta CCMP2712, 573 nucleotides long. RefSeq lists its product as hypothetical. The record is from RefSeq and is a predicted model, not a curated record. The transcript has a single exon. Lineage: Eukaryota; Cryptophyceae; Pyrenomonadales; Geminigeraceae. Bases 1 to 573 code for a protein of 190 amino acids.
AUGGCUCUCUUCGAGAUGUGUGCAGACGACUGCUACGACCUGAUCCUCUCACAUCCCUUCCGCCUCCCACUACCUCAAGCCGAGGACCCCGCGUCCGCCCCUGAGAGCUCCACAAGCUUGCAAGUAGAGGAGGACUCGGCCCUUUCUCAGGAUGCUUGGACCCUCGAGUGCUCGGAUGUUGAGGGUUUGGGUCCUGCCAGCCUCCCUGGAGACGCAGCGCUACACGCGACUGGCUGCUACUGCAAGACCCUCAGUCCCUCCCCCGCCGCCGUGCACUCCGAGCUGGAUCCUGACCCUCUCAGUGCUCGCGACCGGCGGUCUUGUCCGCGGUCAAAGAUGUGCCCGCCGGUGGUGCGGGUGCAGUCGCGGCAGUCCUUCUUCCAGUCCGACAAGCCCGUCGAGAUCACCCUCGAGCUCCUCGCCGACCACUUCCACGAAAGCCUCGAGGUCGCCGCGGCCAAGAUCGGCAUCGGCAAGUCGACGAUGAAGCUUGUGUGCAGGCAGCUGGGAGUAGACAAGUGGCCGUACAAGUUUGGACGGGCCAAGCGCAAAGUGAGGCCAAGCGCAAAGUGA